CCGGGAGCGGCCGCCAUGCAAUCCCGGAAGCUCACCCGCGGUCGCCAUAGCAACGGUGACGUGUUUCCGCUCCGCUCACCCUGUGAACCGGAAGAGACGCGCGGGUCUCUCUUUCGCCUCAGUGUUGCCGCCAUGAAGCCGAUCCUGCUGCAGGGCCAUGAACGCUCCAUCACGCAGAUCAAGUACAACCGAGAGGGAGACCUGCUCUUCACCGUGGCCAAGGAUCCCAUCGUCAACGUUUGGUAUUCAGUGAACGGAGAGCGGCUCGGCACCUACAACGGCCACACAGGAGCUGUGUGGUGUGUGGAUGCAGACUGGGACACACGACAUGUGCUCACCGGCUCUGCGGAUAACAGCUGCCGGCUCUGGGACUGCGAGACGGGGAAGCAGCUCGCGCUGGUGAAAACCAGCUCAGCGGUGAGGACGUGCGGCUUUGACUUCGGAGGAAACAUCAUCAUGUUUUCCACGGACAAGCAGAUGGGUUAUCAGUGUUUUGUGAGCUUCUUCGACCUCCGGGACCCCAGCCAGAUCGAAAACAAUGAGCCUUACAUGAAAAUCCCCUGCAGUGAUUCUAAAAUCACCAGUGCCGUGUGGGGCCCUCUGGGAGAGUUCAUCAUCGCGGGACACGAGAGCGGGGAGCUGAACCAGUUCAGCGCCAAGUCAGGGGAGCAGCUCUCGAACAUCAAGGAGCACACCAAGCAAAUCAACGACAUUCAGACCUCCAGGGACAUGACCAUGUUCAUCACCGCCUCCAAGGACAACACGGCCAAGCUGUUUGACUGCACGACGCUUGAGCAUCUGAAGACGUUCCGGACGGAGCGACCGGUGAACUCUGCCGCGCUCUCCCCGAUUUUUGAUCACGUCGUGCUCGGUGGUGGGCAAGAGGCCAUGGAUGUGACCACGACCUCCACCAGGAUCGGCAAAUUUGAGGCCAGGUUCUUCCACUUGGCUUUUGAAGAAGAGUUUGGCAGAGUGAAGGGUCACUUCGGUCCGAUAAACAGCGUCGCUUUUCACCCUGAUGGGAAGAGUUACAGCAGCGGGGGCGAGGACGGCUACGUUCGCAUCCAUUACUUCGAUCCCCAGUAUUUUGAGUUUGAAUUUGAAGCUUAAAUCUGGCGCAGAACUGUUGGAAGGCCUGAAGUCGCUCUGCUCCAGCGGGAAGCAGUUCGCGGCACACCUGGGGGCUGUGGGAAGGUGGGGAAUUAAAAACCAAACCGACUCAAAAGGGCGGGACUGGAUUUCAUGAGCAGCAGCAAAGGCGAGGACAGGAGCUGAGCUGCCUGCCCCUGGGGAUGCCACUUCUUGCCCCGCUGGGCUUAUUUAUACACCAGGGGAGGAAAAAAAACAUCAGGAAACAAAUAGAAAUCUUUUAUAAACACAAGCAAAAGCA
Columba livia (rock pigeon) is the source of this 1390-nucleotide messenger RNA. RefSeq names its product eukaryotic translation initiation factor 3 subunit I (gene EIF3I). Gene Ontology annotation, molecular function: translation initiation factor activity; RNA binding; protein binding. The transcript has 11 exons. The record is from RefSeq and is a predicted model, not a curated record. Bases 16 to 1110 code for a protein of 364 amino acids. Gene Ontology annotation, cellular component: cytoplasm; eukaryotic translation initiation factor 3 complex, eIF3m. Gene Ontology annotation, biological process: cytoplasmic translational initiation. NCBI's taxonomy places the organism in Eukaryota, Metazoa, Chordata, Aves, Columbiformes, Columbidae.